UAGACUUCAUCUUCUCUUAUCAGUUCUCUCAGUCUGCCAUCGAUCUGGAAUCUGUACUGGGCCUGGUAUCCAUCAUCUCAUCUCAUUCCUUUUUAUCUCUGGCCAACAAUCCCAAACCCCUCACCAUGGAGACUGCCCAGCGGUCCUGGGAGCUCGAGAACACUAUCAGCCUGAUUGAUCCCCAGCGCGACGCCCUCUACCAAUACGAUGAAGAAACACACAAAGCGCUGAGCGCCGAGCGACCCUGGUCCAAGGACCCACACUACUUCAAAUCGAUACGGAUCUCAGCCGUCGCGCUGCUCAAGAUGGUCAUGCACGCACGUUCGGGCGGGUCCCUCGAAGUCAUGGGCCUCAUGCAGGGAUACAUACUACCGAACACGUUCGUGGUGACGGAUGCCUUCCGCCUACCGGUCGAAGGGACGGAGACACGGGUCAACGCCCAGGACGAGGCCAACGAGUACAUGGUGUCGUAUCUCCAGGCGUGCCGCGACGCCGGGCGCAUGGAGAACGCGGUCGGCUGGUACCACAGCCACCCCGGGUACGGGUGCUGGCUGUCAGGCAUCGACGUGACGACGCAGGACAUGCAGCAGCUGGGCGGGCCGUUCGUGGCGGUGGUGAUCGACCCGGAGCGCACGAUCUCGGCCGGAAAGGUCGAUAUCGGGGCCUUCAGGACGUUUCCGAAGGAUUAUACCCCGCCGAAGGAGCAGCAGGAGGAAGACGAGUACCAGACCGUGCCGCUGAAUAAGGCGGAGGAUUUUGGCGCCCACGCUUCCCACUACUAUGCGCUGGAGGUGUCGCAUUUCAAGAGCUCGCUGGAUACGGAGAUUCUCUCGCUCCUGUGGAAUAAGUACUGGGUGGCGACGCUCAGUCAGAGUCCCCUGUUCACGACCCGCGAUUACGGCAGCAAGCAGAUGAUGGAUCUGAGCCAGAAGGUGCGGAAGGCGGCGCGGGGCAUCGAGAGCGGCGGGUCGCGGGGCGGAGGGCCCAGUACGGCCAAGGAUCAACAGCUGGAGAAGGUGGUGCGUGAUGGACAGCGGAUUGUGUCGGAGGAAGUGAAGGGUCUCUUGGCGGCGGAGAUCAAGAUGAAGCUCUUCCAGGGCAUCGGAGAGAACGGCAGCCGCUCGGAGACAGACACUGCAGGUCAAACAUGACCGGUCUUUAGAUGAAAUGAAAAGAAAAUGCAUUACGGACGACGGCAUGACUCUGACACUUUCAAUUUUACUUCGGUUUUCUCCCACAUCUUACGGUGUCAUUGGCGCUUGGUGGAUCGCGGCAUACUAGAAUCUCUUUACUUCGAUGUCC
Molecule: messenger RNA, 1302 nt
Organism: Aspergillus steynii IBT 23096
Lineage: Eukaryota; Fungi; Ascomycota; Eurotiomycetes; Eurotiales; Aspergillaceae
Product: Mov34/MPN/PAD-1 family protein
Exons: 2
Coding region: 126-1151 (341 amino acids)
Biological process (GO): protein deneddylation
Cellular component (GO): COP9 signalosome; cytoplasm
Molecular function (GO): metallopeptidase activity; deNEDDylase activity; protein binding
Source: RefSeq, a predicted model, not a curated record